AUGACUGACGAUCCAGACUCGCCUCAUAGGCGUUUCCUCCGUGCACAGACUGCUUCGAGUCUACAAUAUCCGACUCUUCCACCCCUGACAGCUUCUGUCGAGGAGUGGUUGUCCCGUUCACGGCCUACCAAUAUGACGUCAGAUCAACUUUCUGAUCAUUCAGCCAAGACCCUGAGUGAUAGCUGGGCAACUCUGAGUGUAUCUGACAUACGCUCAGAGGAUGGCAGCCACUCCGAACAAACUGAUACAGGCUCGUUAAUCGACCAGGCCAGCCCUGACGACGUUUCAAGCCUCGACGAACGCUACAGCGGUAGCGAGGCCGAGGCGCAGGAUGAAGACAACCAAGAGGAUGAUGGGAUAGACAGAGAUGAAGUGCAGUGCACUGGAUCAGUCUCCCAGGAGCUGCCUGCCCUCUUUGCCGCCAGACGAACCACUAUUGAUGACAGCACCACAACCACAAAGCCCUCCUUCCCCCACACCAGUGAUUCGAUCGAAUUUGUGGAACCCGAGAAGUGGCCUGAGAUCGAAAGAGUAGAGCUCAAGCAUACUAUCCGCAUCUUCGAAGGUGCUGCAGCCUCAGAAUUAAAGGGUCGACUGCCCUACAAUUCAACUGACUCCAUCCUCAUGGCUACGGUUCAACAGACCAUGACGAAGCAGAGCCUCGACCUGGAUAAACCUUUCCGCGUGCUCUAUGUCGGACAACCUGGAUUCCGAAACAUCAUUCUCGACAAGAUCGGCGAUGUUCUGGUAUCAAGCUCAUGUGCUGGUUCAGAGACCAGCUCGGCCGAAUCUUCCCGAUAUCAUGUCGUGCCAACCUCAUUUGGCGCCGGGGCUGUCCCCAACUUUGCGGAACUUCUCCCGAUUCAUGUUCAGCUGGUGGUUGAUGAAUGUCUGGAAGCCACGGCCGAUCCCCACGCGGAUCGACCCAAUACACUUCACCUGAAGUUCAAGAAUCGGCCUGUCUGCACCUCGGCUUGGAAUGGGUCUGACUACCAUGUAACAUCUGCAACAGAUUGGACUCUACCAGAUGUAGCAAUUCUCUUUGUCUCCGGCCUCGAUGAUGCGGCAGCCGUCAAGACCCAGCGCCUUGCCCAUAUAUUCCUAGAACGUCAUGGAGUCCCGGCGAUGGUGAUUUCAGAGGAGCCACUGUGGAAGAUGGCCGGAGAGGUGAUCCCUCUUAACCACAACAGUUUGCACACAUGCUUGGAAUCCCGCCAUCCAGUUUCCGGGGAGACCGCAGUCCUCCGACGGUAUCCUAUCGAUUUGAAGACUUUUGAGAGCAUCACGCCUGGUCAGUUGAAUCGAAACCUGGCUUCUCUCGUUGGCUUGUAUCCAAGGAAGGCGCAUAAAGUUACUGCCGAUACUCCCAAGCCUCUUCAGAGACACAUAUUUGCGGAUCUCGAGAAGUAUCCUGGUAAUUGGCUCCCGCCUUCGUAUGCCACACGGGCCCGAGAGUUGGGCCCCACGCUACGUCUGGUUACUUUGACUCUCAUUUCGGCCAUUGCCAUAUCUAUUGGGUAUGCGGCUGUUAGAGUCUUGGUCGUCUUUCUAGUACAAUUCUUUGCUGGAUCGGCUUUGUCCAAUGCAUCGUUCCCAGUGGCUUCCCAUAUACCUCCAACCUCUGUUCUGACUCUGGAUCGAGUGGUACAAACCUCAAUCUCCACACGGCCGUCAGCUCCUAUGCGGAUAUCAUAUGUGCCCUCUUGGGGAAAUUCAAUUCCCGAAGGUGUCAACGUGCCAACUAUCUCUACCGCUAAAUCAUCGGGAGCGACGAACGAAUUUGAGCUUCAGGUUGUUGGAGACUGCCAUGUUAUCAUCAAACCCCCACAUAAGUUUGCGUCGUCCAAAAAACAGCCACAAUUUAAUGUUAGCAUUCACAGAGAGAACAAGCCUCUUACAUACGAGCUGUCUCAGCUGUUUGAUGGAGUCUAUACACUGAAAUUGAACCGAGAGGAUGCGUACGGGUUGCUCAACUUGACGAUCACAACCAAGUCAAAACAGCCAAUCAGCCAGACCAUGGCUCUUGACUUCGGAACUCCGUGGCUGAAGAUCGCAAACUGGAAGCGGGCAGCACAGGGAAUUUCUUCCCAGUUCGCUAAGGAGAUUCAUACGGCUCAGACUGGCUUGACUGAGGUAUGCGGUCGCCUCUCCACCGAUUUACAGGUGAUCGUGGGAGAUGUGGUGAAGAGAACCCAUCUCUUGCGCCGCGAUGCCGAAAAUCUACGCCGUGAAAGUCUAAAUGCACGCGAUGCAGUUUUAUCACGGUCAAAGCAAAUUUCAGAGAUCUUGACUCGCAAUACUAUCCAGCGGUUCCGAAGUGUUUCUUCUGUGCUGCAAACGCGGUCUGGUCGCGUGAACAAGGAAACCAAGGGCCUCGUUCAUGAUGCAUGGAGCCGAAUUGGGAAGUCAGCGACAAAUAUUGACCUUCGCAGUAUGAUGGAUCGAGUGCGCAACGUUAGGAAAUGCAAUGCGCUGGAUCGGGCUCAGUCGCGUGCUCGACAUGUUAUGGGAUUACGGCCCGGCAAACCCAGGGAUUGCUCAACCCGUGGCUCGAAAUGA
Molecule: messenger RNA, 2559 nt
Organism: Penicillium crustosum
Lineage: Eukaryota; Fungi; Ascomycota; Eurotiomycetes; Eurotiales; Aspergillaceae
Exons: 1
Coding region: 1-2559 (852 amino acids)
Source: RefSeq, a predicted model, not a curated record